UUAGUUUGGUCAUUUUAUAUUAUUAAAUAAAUUAUUUACAAUAACAUCUUCAGCAAAUCAAGAUUUAACUCACUAGUAAACCCUCCUAUCUUAAGCUACGUAAAGCAAGUCUCUUCUCUUUCCUCUGAACUUUAGGGCAAAACCAAUAUGGCCUUGAACGUCUCUUCCACAGCUUUCCUUACCACAGCCGCCGCAGCCUCCCUCACCUCAGUCUCCACUACCAACACCAUCAAAUAUCUACUUGUCACCCUCUUAAUCUCUAUUGUUAGUACAGUUAUAAAACUUCAAAGGAGAGCUGCUCUUAAAGCCAGCAAAAAUCUCCCUGUACCUCCCUGGCCAGUCAUGGGAAACAUACCAGAAAUGAUCAGGUAUAGACCGACGUUCAGAUGGGUUUACCAAUUCAUGAAAGAAAUGAAAACCGAUAUUUGUCUUAUUCGUUUGGGGAGAACUAACGUUAUUCCUGUCAAUUGUCCGAUUACUCCCAACAACCUGCUCAAGAAAAACGACGCCAUUUUCUCUAACAGGCCAAUGAUUCUUUCUGCUAAAGCAAUGAGUGGUGGUUAUGAAACUACCAUUGUCGUCCCUAACAAUGACCAAUGAAAAAUGAGAAAAAUAUUAACUUCAGAAAUUAUUUCACCUGCUAGACAUAAGUGGCAGCACGACAAACGAACAGAAGAAGCUGAUAAUCUUGUAUUUUAUAUCCAUAACCAGUACAAGGCCAACAAUAGUGUCAAUCUGCGAGUUGUUGCAAGGCAUUAUUGCGGAAAUGCGAUAAGAAAAAUGGUGCUUGGUAAAAGAUACUUUGGUAAAGCAAUGCCUGAUGCCGGAGCAGGACGCGUGGAGAUAGAACAUGUGGACUCAGUUUUUGCUGUCUUGAAAUACAUAUACGCAUUUUGUAUUUCUGAUUUCAUGCCUUUCUUGCUAGGGCUUGAUCUUGUUGGGCAGGAAAAAUUUGUUCUUGAAGCUAAUAAGACUUUAAGAGGCUUUCAUAAUCCUCUUAUAGAUGAAAGGAUUGCACUGUGGAGGAGUGGUCAAAGGAAGGAAAUGCAAGAUUUGCUUGAUGUUUUUAUUACUCUUUAGGAUUCUGAUGGUUAUUAUAUUUAA
Messenger RNA from Jatropha curcas, 1104 nucleotides. NCBI's taxonomy places the organism in Eukaryota, Viridiplantae, Streptophyta, Magnoliopsida, Malpighiales, Euphorbiaceae. The record is from RefSeq and is a predicted model, not a curated record.